AUGGUCAACACGCCAGAGGCCCAGCCGGCUUCCCCUCCUGCCGCGACCUCACCCCCGGUGCCGGCCGCGGAGCCCGCGACAACGGCCUCACCCCAGAGCCCACAGCGUAGCUCACCACCGACCAACCCUCCCGCUGCAGUUGCGGAGUCGGACGCAUUGGAGGCGGAGGACCCGGUGACUGAAACGGAUGAGGGCGCUUCCAUCGAUGACCAAAUCUCCUCGUACACGGCUUCGCUGGCAUCGAGCGCCGUGGACUAUCCCAUUGAGUUCGGUCGUCGCUACCAUGCCUUCCGACCCGGAGCUUACUUCCUGCCAAACGACGAUACUGAGAUGGACCGCCUGGAUAUGUCUCAUGACCUUACACUGAGGAUGCUGGGAUACAAGCUAUACUUGGCGCCGAUUGAGAAAGAGAAAGUCAACAGGAUCCUUGACAUUGGAACUGGUACCGGAAUUUGGGCCAUGGAGAUGGGUGACCUCUUUCCUAAUGCGGAGGUUUAUGGAAACGAUUUGAGUGCUAUCCAGCCGGAAUGGGUUCCUCCAAACGUCAAGUUUGAGAUCGACGACGUCGAGAGCGACUGGAUCGGUGAUAGGAAGUACGACUUUAUCUUCUGCCGCUACAUGAUCGGCUCGAUCGCCGACUACCCGAAACUGAUCAAGAAUGUCUACGACAACCUCAACCCCGGAGGUUGGGCAGAGUUCUCAGACAUGAGCGGCAAGUACUACUCGCCAGAUGGCACUCUCAAGAAAGAACACGCCACCUUCAAAUGGAACGAUAUGCUCAUGGACACCAUCGCGUCCAUGGGCCGCGAGGCCCGUCCGGGUCCCCAGCUGGAGGGAUGGGUCCGCGAAGCCGCGAAUUUCCAAAACAUUACUCACAGAAAGUUCAUCCUUCCCAUCGGCCCUUGGCCAAAGGACCCGCACUACCGGGAGUUGGGGCUGGUCAACUUGACCCAGAUUUUGGAAGGACUUGACGGUUUCUCCAUGAGGGCGUUUUGUGGCGUGCUAGGCUGGACAAAGGUUGAGGCUGAGGUCCUGCUUGCCCAGGUACGGAAGGAGUUGAAGGCGGUCCACACCUUCCAUGCUCAAUUUGACAUCCAUAAUGUGGUGGCUCAGAAGCCUUUUGAGGAAGAUUCUUGA
Messenger RNA from Colletotrichum fioriniae, 1137 nucleotides. RefSeq lists its product as uncharacterized. NCBI's taxonomy places the organism in Eukaryota, Fungi, Ascomycota, Sordariomycetes, Glomerellales, Glomerellaceae. The record is from RefSeq and is a predicted model, not a curated record.